Fusarium keratoplasticum is the source of this 1530-nucleotide messenger RNA. RefSeq names its product Zn(2)-C6 fungal-type domain-containing protein. Gene Ontology annotation, cellular component: nucleus. Bases 1 to 1530 code for a protein of 509 amino acids. The record is from RefSeq and is a predicted model, not a curated record. Gene Ontology annotation, molecular function: zinc ion binding; DNA binding; DNA-binding transcription factor activity, RNA polymerase II-specific. The transcript is spliced from 6 exons. Gene Ontology annotation, biological process: regulation of DNA-templated transcription; DNA-templated transcription. NCBI's taxonomy places the organism in Eukaryota, Fungi, Ascomycota, Sordariomycetes, Hypocreales, Nectriaceae.
AUGAGUACUGAAAGCGGGAGUGAACGAACUGAACCGCCCCAAACGCGGUUUCGACCCUCUUGCCUUCAAUGCCAGCGGUUGAAGAAGAAGUGUGAUCGGCAAAAGCCGCAGUGCUCUCUAUGCUUGCGACACGGUCGAAUAUGCUUGUAUGGCUCAAGGAACGGUUCCACUGGGGAUGCAGAGUCUGGUGUCUUGGGCUUCCCUGACCAGUCAAUUGACAGCCAUCAAGCGCCAGAACAACCAUUUCCAGCUGUUUUCUUUCUCGACUCUGCUCUCUUCAAACGGUCUGUGAGCAAGCUACCAGACCAGAGUUUUUCUCUAAAUCCUGACCUGCUUUCUUUUGUCGGCAAUGUUGCCGAGGACAAAGCAUUCGUCUCCUCAUACUUCACCUACAUUCAUCCGUGGAUACCAUUCAUGUCAAAAAAGCUAUUCAUGGAGAGAGUCUUAAACCCUCUCAGUCCAGCAAAGCCCGAAAAGACGCUUCUUGUAGCAGCUGUUAAACUGCUGGCCAGCCCACCUAGCGGCCAAGAAGCACAAACAGCUGCAUACCUAUCCAUCAAGGCAGCCUUGCUUCGGGCCGACAGGUCCGGUGUUCUCAACUUCAAAAUCUUCCAAGUCAUGAUUCUGGUGGCCAUCUACGAGAUUGGCCAUGCCAUUUAUCCUGCGGCAUAUUUGAUGACGGGGAACUGUAGUCGAUAUGGCAGUGCUCUAGGACUCAGCAAGACUGUGGAGAGUUUCGAUGCUUUCGAGGAGAACCAGAGUCUUAUGGAAGCUGAAGAAAAACGAAGGAGCUGGUGGGCUGCUGUGAUUCUCGACCGUUUUAUCAGUCUUGGGUGCGCGGAACGUGCUUGUUUGUUUCCAGACCCAAGCAGCGGCAGCAUCCUCCCUAUGGAUGACGCUCUUUGGGAACAAGGCGGUCACGUUGAACGUCCGAUGCAUCGUCUUUCUUCACCACCCACUGAAACGAUGGGCCGUUAUGGCCUUACCGCGCAAGCAGCAGUUCUACUGGGAAGAGUUUUCCAAAACAUUCAUGAUACCUCGGCAAUGGAAGGAUUCCAGGAAAACGAAGCAAGGAUAUUGGAUAGUACCUUGGUUGCACUGACAAACGUGUCGUUUCAAGAGGGUCGAUUCCGGGGCAUAGGCGUUUGCAGCCCAACCACAAUCUGCUUCAGCGCGAGACUUCUCCUCCACGACGAAUCGCGGUACCCAAGCACCAGGCGUCGAGCAAUAUCCGACCCUUUGACCCGUAUCAACAUCGAAGCUGACAUUGCAGCGCACAUGCUGCGCUUGGCGGACAGUGUCAGUGGAACGAGACGCUGUGGUAUUGAAGAAAUAUCUCCAUUCUGUUUAGAGCCCAUGUAUCGCUCCGGCAUUGUGUAUGCCCGGAGGUACAGCGAGACCGGGCAACAAGAGGACCAGCAAGCGUUUGAAACGAUCAAACAAGGACUUAGAGCGAUGGCUGGUCGAUGGAAGGCGGCAGAUGCUUACGUUGGUCUGCUCGAGGCUCGAGAGCUGACGGGUAUUUUGUGA